AUGGCAGGACCUUCGCGACAGCAGCUUCCAGGCUUUGCUCUUUGCAGCAAUCCGCGGAAAUCCUUCGAUCAGCUCCAAAGCUUUGGCUCCAGCUUCCUUGAGCGCUUUGAAGGAGCUCUGAUGCCGGAAGAAGAGGUGCCAGUACUGGGAUCCCUGAGUUUCGUGGACACUCCUGGGGUGCUCAGUGGUGAUAAGCAGCGCAUGGGUCGGAGCUAUGACUUUGAAGGCGUCAUGGGCUGGUUUGCAGAGCAUGCGGAUUUGGUCAUCGUUCUCUUUGAUCCCAAUAAGUUGGACAUUAGCGAUGAAUUCCGGCGCUGCUUAGAAGCCUUAGGCAAGAACAGCGAGCGCAAAGUCCGCUUCGUUCUGAACAAGGCUGAAAAGCUGGAAAGAUUUGAGCUGGUGAGAGUCUUUGGAGGUUUGAUGUGGUCCUUGUCGAAGGUCAUCAGCAGUCCGGAGAUGCCAUACAUCUUCGUGUCGGCGGCUGCCGAGCGGUGUGCAGACCUUGCACCCGAAGCGCGGGACUUCUUCUUGAGUGAAGAGGCCAAGUUGCGACAAGAAGUUUGGCAAGUCCCCUGUGACAACACCACCCGGAAGGUGAACGAUCUCCUGCGUCGCGGCCGCUUGCUGCGCUGCCACACGCUGCUGGUGAACCAUCUGCUGACGCUGCAGGGCCCCUUCGGACGCCGAAAGCUGCUGCGCGAGACUCUGGCAGAUCCGGUGAAGCUAGGAGCUGCCUGUGCUCAGGUGGCUCAGGAGUCUAACAUCCCACUGCAAGAUUUUCCAUCAGCAGAGAACUUGACAGAACUAUUUCGCAAGUUUGGAGAUGUCAAGACAAUCAAGCCCGUGCCAUCCAGCCUCUUCCGCGCAGCAGAGGAAGCCCUGAACACGGACAUCCCUGUGCUCCUGGAGCGCGUGGCAUCGGAACGAGAGGAGAUGAUUCAGCAGGGCAUCCCGGGAGCAGAUGGCCUGCUCAAAGGCAAAGGCUCAGGACACAAUGAGCAAGUAGCCACUGCAACUGAGAAAGGAGCACCGGCAACCCGCGACUCAAAGAAGGAUCUGUCACAAGCACAAGAAUCGCAGCAUGAAGAAGGCGAGAAGAGCCGGCAGUUGGAAGAUUACAUCCGAAAGGCCUCGGCCCUGGAGCUGGAACUAGAGGAGCUUCGGAACCAUCUGGUGGAUGCGCAGCAGGACCGUCCCAAAUUUUGGCCCAAGGGUCCGGCAGGGUCCGGCAGCACAGCCAUGGCACCUGGUUGGAGUGUAGUGAUGCACCGUCCGGACUCGGUCCGCGUUCCUUCGGUGCAUAGCAUGGCAGCUGCGAAAGUUCAACUGAAGCUGCUAGAGAGCGCCAUUUUUAAGGCAGAACAGGAGCUGGAGGCAAGCUGGGCCAAGGCGUGCUUCAGCCAAUCUCCUGUGCCUUAUGUUGAUGAGGAAUGGGGCAGUCCAUGGGCGGAGCUUGUGGCACAAACCACGGCCAAACUCUGUGGCUUCCAAGAGGCUCGCGGCAGGUUGCUAGCUCGAAUGCAAGAACUUCGCCUCGAUGAUGACAAGGCUUCCGAGAGUGACAGCGACACGGAGGUUUGCCCGGCCCGGAGCACUGCUGAGAAUGCAUUGAACGUGAUGAAAGACUUGCUGGCGCAUCACUUGGCCGAGCAGGCCGAGCUUCGCUCCGAGAACCACGCCUUGAUCGCGCAGAAUUCCGAGCUCCGCAAGAAGGAGGCAGUGUGGCGAGAACGAACUCAGCAGCAGCAGAAUCAGCUGGAACACCUCGAGCAGCUCAAGGCUCAGAUGGAGCAGCAGCUAGCUGAACUCCGGGCUGAGCGGAGCGCCGAACUCCGGGCUCAGAUGCAAAGCGCGCAGCUUAGAACUGCAGAACUGCAGAAGGAGAAUGCCACGCUGAAGGAGCGCUGCUUCCAGAAAGAUUGGUGCGUGAAGAAAAUGCUGGAGCAGAUGCAGAACGUCAGAGGUGACGUGCCCGAACUGUGCUCGCGUGACCAGCCUUGGGAGGACGAUGUGUCGAUCGUCAGCGACCUUUCUUCCUGGGUAUGCGUUGCAAGCAGCCAGCCAUGCUUUUUCUUGGCCGAUGCGACCUUCAAGACGCCAAGUGGACAAGCUUUGCAGGCCUGGCAGCUCUGCAAAGGUUCAGAGCUCCUGGCGGCCGAUGGCCAUGGCGUUUUGGAGGUCUUGGAUCAUCCGCAGGAGGUCUUGGUGAACGAAGUGCUGGAGCUUUGGGCUGGCGACGUGAUCCUUCGGGUGGUGCCAGAUCAUUGCAUCGCGCUGGGCGCCGGCGCCGGGACAAAGAAAGCCAAGGAGCUUCUACCAGGAGAUCUGGUCACCGUGGACGGGCAUCCGGCUGCCUUGAUCCAAGUAGAGACCAAGAGCAUGUCAUGUCCAGCCCCUGCGAUCAAGGUGAUCAUGGGCCCUGACAACAUCCCCCCCCUGAUGGUGACCCGACGCCUGAGUGAGGAGAGUCCUUUCGGGUCCUCGGUGUGAGCUGAUCUGAU
Messenger RNA from Cladocopium goreaui, 2501 nucleotides. The record is from the annotation of a GenBank genome assembly. Lineage: Eukaryota; Dinophyceae; Suessiales; Symbiodiniaceae.